AUGUCAGUUAACUGUGUUAUCGAUGUUGCGUAUCUAAGCUUCAUGGUGCUUGUUGUUAUUCCCGGCACCUAUAAAGAUGGAGCAUGUAUCAACGCUAGCACUGUUGGUAUUGCAGCAGCCGGCCUUGCUCUCGGUCGCGUCGACCGAGAUCCCCCCAAGCUCGGACGAUUUCGGAAAAAACCCUCCCCUCUGCAUAAUCAAUGCGCGCAUACAAUAGACUCGCCCGAAUCUCCGUUAUCUAAUAAUGUUCGCCCGAUAUCUCUUCAACCCGCCGUGGCGACAGAAGAUCCCUCCGAGAAUCCCAAGUCCAGCCCCGGAAAAUCAAAUGGCGUACCCAAUGAAGACCACCCUAGACCUAUUACUUCGCGGAGGAAAUCUUCUCUUGCAGGGAUACUAUUACGUCGCCGUGGCCAAACCCUGUCAAAUCCACCGCUGCGCAUCGCGGAGGAUUCGUCGCCGGUCUCCCAUAGCCGGCAACCAUCCUCGUCUUGGAUGCGACGUUUAUCAUUCCAACCUGAGAACCGUUCUUCUUGCCAAUCCCCUCAUUCUCCAUCGAUAAACGGUCCUGCGAGCCCGGGGUUUGGUCCUUCUGGCCAGCGUCGAGCGCCGAAUAAACUUGUUAAGCGACCUCCAUCACAGCACUCAGCCGCUAAUCCUCUCUUCUCGCACCCUCCCUCUCCAACUACAUCUACACUACACAGACCGGCGACGAGCUAUCAACGGCGCGAGACUGGGGGACACAAGGCGACUCAGAGUUUGUGCUUCGAGCCCGGUUUGGCACCCGAUUCUUCAAGCCAGGCUCCGGUCGGACUCUCCACAGACAAUGGGGUUUGGCGGCCAUAUUUAAACGCGGACCCAUCCAUGCUUCCUGACAGGCCGAUUCGCAGGUUCUCAACUACAACAAAACCCAGAGACCAAGGUUUACGGCGAAUUAUCCCUCGAGUGGACACUUUGCCGGCUCUGCUUCUGGCGACCUCUCUGAGCAACAAGGAACCUAAACAGAGUAUUCACCCCGAGGAAUCUGUCCCUAGCUCCCCGGUCGAGUUUCGUAACCCGUUCGGGCCCACCCAAACUAUAUCCCCGGAGCCCAAACCCCAUUCCUCGGCAGAGACUAAGGGUCGCCAACUAUCGUUGACUGGUGAAACAGAUCCUAAAGCGCCAGUACCAAGCCCGCAACUCGCGGACGGCUCGGCACUUGAUAAUGACUCUAUCGCGCAUCCCAAACGCAGAGCAAUCUCUUCCCCUCUACCUAACCUAUCCAAAUUGGAAGGAGCCCCCUUUCAUGCUCAGCGAUCUCGUGAGAGACGGAAUAUAACUGACCCAACCGUCUUUAAUCGUUCCCACCAUUCACCCCGGGUGGAAGCCUUCCUGCCACUGACCUCGGGAGUCAUGGCGCCACGAAACAAAACAAUCUCCCGUUCUCGUGCCAAUACAGGUCACUCCCAAGACUUCGGACAAUAUCCGCUUCCAUCAGACACGGUAGCUUUGUCUAGUUUGUAUGGCUCUGAACGUCUUCGUUCUAAGCGACAUUCGAUCGCCGCCUCUGAUCCCGCCUCCACGGUUAUCGGAUCUGAUGAUACCCGUAUCUUCACAUCUGGUGACGAAGAUGACACGGACUUUUUGAGUGACACCGCUUUCGACUCCAUUCGCACGCAUCUUACGGCCAACAGUACCACCGGCCUCCAGGCGCCCCGGAUUGAAGCCAUCUUUGACCAGGGUAUACCGUCCUACUGCAGAAAUCCCGAGUCAAGCAAACCCGGCCAUCCCCACCAAACCAACAGCCGUAAUCCCCAAGCCAUGAUAAACGGUCCUCAUGGUCACGGCGAAGAUACGGGUUCCAUUCGCUUCUCUGGUCCAUGUGCCCGGGAGGCCGAUGGCCUGGAAGAUGGCGACAGCAAGAUUUCCUUUCCAUCCGAUCUUACGGACGAUGAGGAUGCUCUCAGCCUUGUCGGUGCGUUGCCCGGGGAAGCAGGGGAGCAGGUACUACAGCCUUGCGAUUCGCCAAAAAGACCGACAUUCCCUCCCCGGAUCGCCGGAUCAAAUGCGCGGGACUUGACUCACGAGUCCCUGGAUUGUUACCCGAAAGUAAACAUAUUCGACUGGUCCGAACAGCCAAAAAACGAUCGCGAAGCUCCAGGGUCCGAUGGUCGACCACGCACUGUUCACGGCAAACACGGGCCUGAAGCUCGGGGCAGUCGUCCCCACGGUCGGAAGGCGCCAAACACGUUGCAUCUACGAAGCCAAAGUGUUCCCGUGUCAAGAGAGCCCCCCACGUCUAACGAAUCACGUCAAACAUCCGGGAAAUUUGGAACUUGGGGCCUUGGGAGUAAAGGGGUAAGCGAGGACUGGGAUAGUGACUUUGAAUUCGAAGAUGGGAACGACAGCACCGCCGGCGAGAGUAUUAAGCCAAAUAGGAAUCCUGAUGUUCCGCAGCGUGGUAUGCUCGUGCCCCAGGCGAUAAUGGACCGCCAAGCGAGUCUCCAUGGGCAAUUUGGACAGGUGCAAGAGUUGACCCUAUUGGUUGAAGAACUCAAACGCCUUCGACAUCAAGCUAGCUUUCUCGGUAUCGUUCGUGGCCCGUCGAGUGAGCUAUGGAAGGAAGCAGAGGGUAUAGUCGACCUUGCCACACUUGAUGACGAGGAUGCAAACCACUCGCCUCCGGGAUCGCCCUCUUCUCUUACCUUCAGUUUUGAUGAUUCUGAGGGCGAAUCCUCAACAAACGACACUUUCAAGCGGGCGAGUGGAGAGUCCUGGCAGCCUUCCUUUUCAGAGCACUCAAACUCCAUGCACUCCCACGCAGCGGAUGAUAAGGAAAUCUCCGCCAAGGCCAACUCUGUUUUAGAUUUGAUCUACCGACAACGAGUGUCCCCCGACCCGACUUUGACCGAAACUCAGUUGCCGAAGUCCAAGAAGCUCCCAUUCGAUACGCAGUCUCUCCGCGAUCUAGUCAUUCGCGCUGGCGUUGUCACACGUGCCUUGAAAGAAGUGAUUCGCAAAGCAGAAGGGGUUGCCCUCGACCCCAGCGAGAUCAUCCAUGCUCCCAACCCGCCAUUCAGUCGGAUCUUCAAGAAACCCUCAAGUGAGCAUUUGUCGAACUUUAAAACUCGCUGUGCUGCUUGA
Molecule: messenger RNA, 3120 nt
Organism: Aspergillus affinis
Lineage: Eukaryota; Fungi; Ascomycota; Eurotiomycetes; Eurotiales; Aspergillaceae
Exons: 2
Coding region: 1-3120 (1039 amino acids)
Biological process (GO): regulation of mitotic cytokinesis
Molecular function (GO): GTPase activator activity
Source: RefSeq, a predicted model, not a curated record